This is a messenger RNA of Cylicocyclus nassatus, 270 nucleotides long. The record is from the annotation of a GenBank genome assembly. Lineage: Eukaryota; Metazoa; Nematoda; Chromadorea; Rhabditida; Strongylidae.
AUGCUUCUAGAGUUGGCCGAAAUCAAACAUCGCAGAAAGGAAACUGUAAAAAUUUCUACAGCUAGGGAAGAAAAGAAAAAUGGACACGAGAAAUUGUCAGCUGAAGCAUUACAUUCAGCGCCUGUUCCAGAUGACGUGACGCCAGAUGCACCUAAAGCCGCCGUUUCACCUCCUACCGCCACCGGUGGUGACUACGUGGAUGCAGCUGAUCUGAUCUUGGAUACACUGACAGCUUCUGCACAAGCAGACAUGGACAUUCAAAGCUCUUGA